Messenger RNA from Ahaetulla prasina, 2631 nucleotides. It is a transcript of the gene FBXL7, whose product is annotated as F-box and leucine rich repeat protein 7. Gene Ontology annotation, biological process: SCF-dependent proteasomal ubiquitin-dependent protein catabolic process. The coding region runs from base 482 to 1957 and encodes 491 amino acids. Gene Ontology annotation, molecular function: protein binding. The transcript is spliced from 4 exons. Gene Ontology annotation, cellular component: SCF ubiquitin ligase complex. The record is from RefSeq and is a predicted model, not a curated record. NCBI's taxonomy places the organism in Eukaryota, Metazoa, Chordata, Lepidosauria, Squamata, Colubridae.
GACCACCAGGGGGAGGUGGGAAGAAAAGAGAACCCCGAACGAAGUUGGAGCGCUCGGUCGAGACCGCUGCCAUUCCUCCGCCAGCUUUUUUUGCAGGAACUAGCGCGCCUCGCCUUCUAUUCCUUCCCGCCUUGGGCUGCCGCAGCCUCCCCGUGGAUUAUCACCCGAGCUACCGUCCCUUGUUUGCUUUCCUCGUUCUUGGGGGAGGUUCGGUUGGCUUCGGCUUGUCAAGUUUGCUCCGCUGUCCUUUGUAAGGAGGAGGGCGGUGGGGGGAAACUAAGAGGAAAAGGAGCAUCUCGGAGGAUACAGAGAAGACCCCCACCUACCCACCUAUCCCCACUGGUGGUCUCUUUUUGGGGAGGGGGUCUUUUCCCCCACUCCCUUUGUUUCUUCCUGCCCAACCCCAAACCUUUUUUUUUUUUUGGCUUCGCCAUGGUGGCUAUUGGGAGAAGGAGGAGGACGAGAGCAUGAAGCCUCCAGGAUGGGUGCAAACAAUGGCAAGCAGUACGGCAGUGACGGUAAAGGCAGCUCAAGCAUCUCAUCCGACGUGAGCUCAAGUACCGAUCACACUCCAACCAAGACUCAGAAGAAUGCCGCCACCAGUGAAGAUUCCGACCUGAGCAUGCGCACUCUGAGCACUCCCAGUCCUGCGCUAAUAUGUCCACCAAAUUCACACAGCUUGCAAAAUGGAAAAGAAUCUUCUACAUCUUCAUCUUCGGUCACCGGAGAGACCAUUGCAAUGGUUCACUCGCCUCCUUCCACUUGCCUCACCCACCCUUUCAUUCAUGCUGCCUCUCGGCUUCAAAAAGAACAGGCCAAUAUCAACCGGCUUCCUGACCUUUCUGUGAUCCAGAUAUUUUCUUUUUUGCCCACCAACCAGUUGUGCCGUUGUGCCCGCGUGUGCCGUCGCUGGUAUAAUCUUGCUUGGGACCCACGACUUUGGAGGACUAUUCGCCUGAUAGGGGAGACAAUCAACGUGGACAGGGCUCUCAAGGUGCUGACACGACGACUUUGCCAGGACACCCCAAACGUCUGUCUCAUGCUGGAGACGGUAAUUGUUAGUGGCUGCAGGCGGCUCACAGACCGAGGACUUUACACCAUUGCUCAAUGCUGUCCAGAACUGAGGCAAUUGGAAGUAUCUGGUUGCUACAACAUUUCCAAUGAGGCGGUUUUUGAUGUAGUAUCCUUGUGUCCAAACUUGGAACAUUUAGAUGUAUCAGGUUGUUCCAAAGUGACGUGCAUCAGCUUAUCCCGCGAAGUUUCCAUCAAGUUAUCUCCUUUACACGGCAAACAGAUUUCUAUUCGCUACUUGGACAUGAGUGACUGUUUUGUCCUCGAGGAUGAAGGACUGCACACCAUUGCCACCCAUUGCACUCAGUUGACACAUCUCUAUUUGCGCCGCUGCAUCCGCAUUACCGAUGAAGGCCUCCGGUACCUGAUGAUUUACUGCCCUUCCAUCAGGGAGUUGAGUGUGAGCGACUGCCGCUUUGUCAGUGACUUUGGCAUGCGCGAGAUUGCAAAGCUGGAGUUCCGCCUGCGUUAUCUCAGCAUUGCCCACUGUGUCCGCAUCACUGAUGUCGGUCUCCGAUACAUUACUAAAUACUGCAGCAAGCUGCGUUACCUCAAUGCACGAGGCUGUGAAGGCAUCACAGACCAUGGAAUUGAAUACCUGGCCAAAAAUUGCACAAAACUCAAAUCACUGGACAUUGGGAAAUGCCCUCUGGUCUCUGACAUUGGCUUGGAGUUUCUGGCUCUGAACUGCUUCAACUUGAAGCGACUGAGCCUGAAGUCAUGUGAAAGUGUCACCGGACAAGGCCUGCAGAUUGUAGCAGCCAAUUGCUUUGACCUGCAAAUGCUGAACGUUCAGGACUGUGAGAUUUCAGUGGAAGCUUUGCGGUUUGUUAAGCGCCAUUGUAAGCGCUGCAUUAUAGAGCAUACUAACCCUGCCUUUUUUUGAAGUGAGAGUCAUACUUGUUGCUGAAACAAAAGAUUAAAAUUGUUUGUAUGUACAUGCGCACAAUUUGCCCGCAUAUGCAACUGUACCUUUCUUAUAUCAGGAGUAGCAACAUAGACUUUGGCCAUCUACGUUGGUCCCUAUAUGAUAUCUUUUAGCAGCCUUACUCAACUCUUCAACUUCUGAAAAUUGCAUAAAAUCAUCACUCUCUGGCCUUUCAGGUUACUGAGCGAAUGAUAUGUAUGUAGAGUUCAGAAAUCCCAAGGAACUAACAAGUCUAAAUUUGUUGUUGAUGUCAAACAUCCUGGGGUCUAAUUCAGAGAAAGUUUAAUUUUAACUCCUUGAAAACUUGUUGGAAAAGAUAGUUAUGAAAAAAGUUUGUUGUUCUCUUUGGAACUUUGUCACGGCUAUCUUUAGCUAAAUUGGAAUGAUAAAAACCUACCCUCUUUUAAGACUGUGUUUGGUUUUACAUGUUUGUGCCAUAAUUAUUGCAAAAACAAAAGUUACCAAAGUGCAAUACUUUUAGCACCUCUGCCCUUUCUAGCUAUUGUAAUUAUGCAACUGUAAGAGAUCAAGCACACAUGUAUUUUAAUUAUGAUUCUCAGUUCUGAAUGAGUUCCCUACUUUUCCUGCUCGCUGGUGCCUCUGAGGAGUUCUAGUAAGAGUUUUUCUCUAGU